Molecule: messenger RNA, 2166 nt
Organism: Phalacrocorax carbo (great cormorant)
Lineage: Eukaryota; Metazoa; Chordata; Aves; Suliformes; Phalacrocoracidae
Source: RefSeq, a predicted model, not a curated record
CGCGCGCUUUUGGCGCCAAAUCCCCAGCUGGCUCCACUCACUCACCCGCCAGCUCCCAGCUUACGGCAGCAGCCCCUCGCCCGCUCCGCCACCGCCAUGAUCGGACAGAAGACGUUGCACUCCUUCUUCAGCGCCGCACCGGCGAAGAAGCGCAGCCGCUCCCCGGAGCCCGGCGGCGAUGCUGAGGUCAGCGCCGCGAAGAAGGCGAAGGCGGCGGGAGAUGAAGCGGGCAAGGCCUCGCCGCUGAGCCCGGAGCAGCUGGAGCGGAUCCGCAAGAACAAGGAGGCGGCGCGGCAGCGGCUGGCCGAGCGGAACGUGCCCCCGGGCUUCGGGGAGAGCUGGCGGCAGCAGCUGGCCGGGGAGUUCUCCAAGCCCUACUUCAUAGAGCUCAUGGCGUUUGUAGCAGAGGAGAGGAAACGCUACACGGUCUAUCCGCCGCCCGAACAGGUCUUCACCUGGACGCAGAUGUGCGACAUCAGGGAUGUAAAGGUUGUUAUUUUGGGACAAGAUCCGUAUCACGGACCUAAUCAAGCCCAUGGGCUCUGUUUCAGUGUCCAGAAGCCUGUUCCUCCUCCCCCCAGUUUAGAAAAUAUUUACAAAGAACUGUCUACAGAUAUUGAGGACUUCACUCAUCCUGGUCAUGGUGAUCUAACGGGCUGGGCUAAGCAAGGAGUGCUCCUACUCAACGCUGUCCUCACGGUGCGAGCUCACCAGGCCACCUCCCACAAGGAGAGAGGCUGGGAGCAGUUCACGGACGUGGUGGUGUCCUGGCUCAACAAGAACUUGCACGGGGUUGUCUUCAUGCUGUGGGGAGCGUAUGCCCAGAGGAAAGGCAGCUCCAUUGACAGGAAACGCCACCACGUCCUGCAGACGGUUCAUCCCUCACCUUUCUCUGUCAACAGAGGGUUUUUCGGCUGUCGGCAUUUCUCAAAGACAAAUGAAUUGCUCAAGAAAUCUGGCAAGAAGCCCAUUGACUGGAGAGCACUUUGAGCUGCGUGUAGAAGCUGGUGGGGUCUAAUGGUUGGAAAUAGCCCCUGUUUCAGGGAUUGUCUCAUUUCUGAAAAACUUUUGCUGACCUGAGAAUUCUUCUUUGGAUGUUGAUCAAGGAACAGAUGACCAAACUUUCAGAGAUGCUAUAUUUUUUUUAAAUCUUUUUUAAAGAGCAGAUUGGAGUGUUAUGUGGAUAACUGCUGUUGGAACAGGUCUCAGCCUAGUUUGAAGCAAAGAGGGGAAAAAAAAAAGAAGUCUUCUCUAUUAAUUUCUGUACAUUGUUGUAAUGGGAAUGUAUUUUCAGGCUCUUGUAAAGGGAUGUCAGUUCUUACAGGUGAAGCUGUCUGGCUUUUGUAAAUACCCUGCUGCACCCCCUCUCACUCCUUUGCCUCAUGCUGUGCAAACCCAGAUUUCAUGUUUGGGGAGUGUGGAGCUGACUCCAUGGGAGAAAAGGCAGUUGCUUUUGGUUUUGGCUUUUCGCUACAUAUGACGAGAUUUAUUAGAAAUGCAGCCUCUUGACACUGUAAAGACUGUACGCUGUCUGAAGUGUUCCUUGGUGUACCUGUACUCAAGAUUUCAGGGUAAAUCCCCCCGGUGACUGAGGGGAGAUUGCGACCGAGGCUCUGGUCAUGCUCUGAGUUUUUUGUUGGCGUUGGAAGAGGAAAACUGCUAAGUUUUUAAAUUCUUACUGGGUGUGUUCAUCACUUGGAUGACAGGUGAGCUGUGAUGACUGUGAACUUUGUGGUACCCGCUGAUGGCAACAGUGAAGGUUUGUCCAUCAAGAUAUGGGCUGAUGGUUGCAAAUUAUUUAAGAUCUUUUAAGAUCUUAAAACAGUUUUGUGCUUUGCCUUCAUAGGAGCAAAUGGAAGUUUCUAGACACUGUUGAAAAUAACUUUUGGGACUUCCAGGAUGAAGACAAGGUUGGACUUCACACUUCUGGGUUUCCAGUCCAUAUUUGACUUUAAUUCCUUCAGUGGAAGUGAAGUGCCUUGUUUGUUUGGAAAUUACAUCAGUUCUUGUAGAAUAUCCCUGUAAACCUUUCUUUGGUAUUUGCUCCAAUAGGUAACACUAGUGCAAGUGAAGUUCACCCUUUCUGUAGUUGCAUUGUGGUUUUUUGUUUGUGUUUAUUCCCCCUCUCCUCCAGUUUGUUUUUUAAAUAAAAAUUACUUUUGUUUA